UAUCCCAGAAGCGGCGGCGGCGGCUGCGGAGCUGGUGUGAGGCGACUGACCGGGCUGCGGACCCCGGCAGGGUGUGGCGAGAUGGAGGUGACGGGCUUGUCGGCGCCCACAGUGACCGUUUUCAUCAGCAGCUCUCUCAACAGCUUCCGCUCUGAAAAGCGGUACAGUCGCAGCCUCACCAUCGCUGAGUUCAAGUGUAAACUAGAGCUGGUGGUGGGCAGUCCUGCUUCUUGCAUGGAACUGGAGCUGUAUGGACCUGACGACAAGUUCUACAGCAAGCUGGAUCAGGAGGAUGCACUGCUGGGCUCGUACCCCGUAGACGACGGCUGCCGCAUCCACGUCAUUGACCACAGUGGUGCCCACCUUGGGGAGUAUGAGGAUGUGUCCAAGGUGGAGAAAUACCAGAUCUCACAAGAAGCCUAUGACCAGAGGCAAGACUCAGUCCGCUCCUUCCUGAAGCGCAGCAAGCUAGGCCGUUACAACGAAGAGGAGCGGGCACAGCAGGAGGCCGAGACCAGCCAGCGCCUGAACGAGGAGAAGAGCCAGGCCAGCGCCAUCCCCGUGGGCAGCCGCUGUGAAGUGCGGGCGCCGGGGCAGCUCCCUCGCCGGGGCACCGUCAUGUAUGUAGGACUCACAGAUUUCAAGCCUGGCUACUGGGUUGGCGUCCGCUAUGAUGAGCCACUAGGGAAAAACGAUGGCAGCGUGAAUGGGAAACGCUACUUCGAAUGCCAGGCCAAGUACGGCGCCUUCGUCAAGCCCUCAGUUGUGACAGUGGGGGACUUUCCCGAGGAAGACUAUGGGUUGGAUGAGAUGUGACACCCAAGGAAAGGCAUCCCCCUGCUCCAACUAAUUCGCCUACUCAUUGCCCCUCCCUGUGUGUGCCCAUGGCCCUCUUCCCUGAGCCCAUUUUUAUUUUAUUUACCUUGCCAUUGACUUUUGAGACUCAUGCAAUAAAUUUGCUGGAAACCUG
Molecule: messenger RNA, 970 nt
Organism: Neomonachus schauinslandi (Hawaiian monk seal)
Lineage: Eukaryota; Metazoa; Chordata; Mammalia; Carnivora; Phocidae
Gene: TBCB
Product: tubulin folding cofactor B
Exons: 6
Coding region: 82-816 (244 amino acids)
Biological process (GO): cytoplasmic microtubule organization; tubulin complex assembly; post-chaperonin tubulin folding pathway
Cellular component (GO): nucleus; cytoplasm; microtubule plus-end
Molecular function (GO): microtubule plus-end binding; alpha-tubulin binding
Source: RefSeq, a predicted model, not a curated record